AUGGACACAUUUUUCUUGGAGGUGCACGGCAAAAGGACAGGGGGCAAUGGGCACAAGCUGCAAUAUGUGAAAUUCCAAUUAGAUAACAGGAAGAAAAAUCACAGUGAGGGUGGUCAGACUUUGGAACAAACAGAAAGAAUUUACUUUCAAGUAUUUUUACCAAAGGGGAGCAAAGAGAAAAGCAAGCCCAUGUUCUUUUGCAGUAAGUGGAGUAUUGGCAAAGUAGUAGAUUUUGCAGCUGCUUUAGCAAGCCUUAAAAAUGACAACAACAAAUCAACAUCCCAGAAAUUGAGAUUAUGCCAUACUGCCUCUGGAGAAGCCUUGCCAUUUGAACACACAUUGGAAACAUGGCUAUCUGAUAAAGACUAUCCAUUGUACAAUGGUGGAAAUAUAAUUUUGGAGUAUCUUGAUAAUGAUGUUCUAUUUAUAGAAGAUACAGAGUCGUACUUUAGUUAA
Molecule: messenger RNA, 456 nt
Organism: Cariama cristata (Red-legged seriema)
Lineage: Eukaryota; Metazoa; Chordata; Aves; Cariamiformes; Cariamidae
Product: AN1-type zinc finger protein 1-like
Exons: 3
Coding region: 1-456 (151 amino acids)
Biological process (GO): cytoplasmic stress granule disassembly
Cellular component (GO): cytoplasmic stress granule; cytoplasm
Source: RefSeq, a predicted model, not a curated record